Juglans regia (Persian walnut) is the source of this 1148-nucleotide messenger RNA. RefSeq lists its product as uncharacterized. NCBI's taxonomy places the organism in Eukaryota, Viridiplantae, Streptophyta, Magnoliopsida, Fagales, Juglandaceae. The transcript has 3 exons. The coding region runs from base 403 to 807 and encodes 134 amino acids. The record is from RefSeq and is a predicted model, not a curated record.
AAGUUGGUACAAAAUUUCUUGGACGGAAUGAAAAGUAGGCAAGUGUGAGAAAUAGAGAAAAACCAGGAGGUAAUAAUGCCAACUAGUCAAUAGACAUCCUAUAUCCACUCUUAACCAAGCAGAUGCUGUUUCUUCCCUCACUCUAGCAGCCUCUACAAGCCAACGCUUCUCCACUUACAAGUAAUUUCUCACUUUUCCAACUCUCUCUCUCUCUCUCUGAGAAAAAUAUGUGGCUAAUCUUGAAUUAAAGGAUAUCUUUUAUUUUAUUAUUUACCAUUUCAAUGAGAGAUAAAUAAAGAGCAAAGAGUUGAAAUUGAGGGUCACAAGUAAGUUAUUGUUUCACUUGCCUGUGGCUUUUUUGGAUUUUUCUUCUGCAUUUUGAGAGGAAGGUAGAAGAGAGUUAUGCAUCAUUUAGCAGGAGGAAAGAGCAAUCUUGUUGAUUCAGGUUCAGAGACAAACAACCUUGUGUCUAGAGGCAACAAUGAUCAUCCCCUUUGCCCGAAGCCCCGCCGGCUUGGGGCUGCCAUACCUGAGUUUCUCAAGCCCCAGAGAUGCAGCAAACACAGCCAAUUCAACACAGAUGGACGUAAAGAUAUUCUGAACAUAAUUUCUGAAAAGAAUACAGAUGGAAGGGAAACUGUCUGCAAUGGCUGCACACCAUCAUGUUUUCCGGGGUCUCCUCCGGGAAGAACGGGUAAUCCUUUGGUUCAUGAUGUGCAGUUUGUUCAUCAGAUGGAACUUGUUUCACCAUUUGCGCGAACCAAGCUCUCCGAUAAGUUUGGAUUCACCUCUGCUUCCCCAAUAUGAGUUUCAGAAAUAAUGUGCAGCUAGCAGUUUGUGGAGGAAGAGUAUGAUAGUAUUAGUACGACCAAAAUGAGAUAAAAACUUGAAAUACCAUUUUGAUGGGAGUGUUUUUGGUAGUUUUUUUUUCCCCCCUUUUUUAUGGUAUAAAAUGCAUUGUGCCUUGUAAAUAUUAUGAGAUGAAGUGAGGAACGAGUUAAAAUGCAUCUUGUACAUGAUAUUGUCAAAAAAAGUUAUCUAUUUUUAUUAUAUGGCUAGCUUUGAAGACUCUGUACGAGUCUUUGUGAUUUUCUGGGAUACACACGCCAUAUUGCUGUCAAAUGAGACUUGAGAGGCCAUUUUCUGCA